This is a messenger RNA of Sardina pilchardus (European sardine), 3273 nucleotides long. RefSeq names its product NACHT, LRR and PYD domains-containing protein 1 homolog. Gene Ontology annotation, biological process: inflammatory response; innate immune response; regulation of apoptotic process. NCBI's taxonomy places the organism in Eukaryota, Metazoa, Chordata, Actinopteri, Clupeiformes, Clupeidae. The record is from RefSeq and is a predicted model, not a curated record. The transcript has a single exon. The coding region runs from base 11 to 1021 and encodes 336 amino acids.
GAUAGCAAAUAUGGAUUACAGACCAGCUGGUCCUCUGAUGGACAUCAGUCUCAUAUCAGGAGAGUUGGAUGAGAUCCAUAUGCCACAUUUCCUCUGUUUAGGGGAUUGUGAGGUAUCUGAUGCCGUGAGGGUUCUGCAUGCUCAAGACAGUGGAGUGUGUCUGGAGGUGUGUAAGCUCACCCGACACCCUGCCAAGCUCACCUACCCCUCUUUGUCCCCUCUGGGCAUAGUGCUGCAGACUGGCAUUCGAAUGAAAGUCCACUGUGAGCUGCUGCUCUACAAGAGCUGCACCUCUCCCCGCACUCUCCAUGCCUACCUGGUUCCCAAAGAGCGAGCAGCGCUUCGAGCAGUGGAGCAUGAGGAGAAGAACAAAGGGGUGAAGAUCUCCAAGCCCAAACCGGAGAGAUCCCUCUUGAUGAAGAACUGGUUCAGCAUGAGGACCUCCUGUCCAUCCUCCAUCACCCCCGAGACCCCCGGGAUCAAGCUGAGGUACUGCAGCUUCAGUCCAAACUUCUUUGAGGUGUACUUAAAGAAUGCAGAGGAGGCCUUUGACAUGGAGUUAGUCUGUGUGGCCACCAACGAGUCUGUUUGGACAGCUGAGGUACGGAGGAAUGAUUAUAGCCAGACCAGUCGGGAGGGCAAUGAUCAAUACCAAACCAGUGGUAACCACAGGGAACCCUCCGAAGAAGGGAAAAGUGAUCUUUGCACUGGGGGCAGUACGCACAUCACAGAGUUAAAGAGAGACGAUGACAGGAACAUCUCAGUGGCAGCAGCAUUUGUGGACAGGAACAGAGCUGAGCUCAUUGCCAGGGUGAGUAACGUGAUGCCGAUUGCAGAUGCGCUGCGCUCCAAGGACUUGGUCCGCCCUGAGAAGUAUUCAGAGAUCAGAGCAGCUGCCACCAAUGAGGCAAAGAUGCGAGUGAUCUAUGAGUGUUUGCAUUCAGCUGGAGCUAAGGGGAAAGCAGCCUUCUAUGGAGUUCUUCUGCAGGAGGAGCCCCUCCUCGUCGAAGACCUGCGUUAAUAGACCAGACUAAACCUGCAUUCAUAACAUGACCGCACCUGCUUUAAAGAUUGAAUGAAGUUGUUAAAGACCUGACUGCACCUUGAGGAGAGAGGGGCACAUCACAACUCGUAUCGUUUUUACUGUGAGGACAUCAAUGAGCAGGAGGCAAUGAAUGAUUGCAAGUUUCAAAUGAACUCAUGCCUUUAAAAGGUGCCUUGCUGAGGGCACUUUUUAAGCAGCGCUAAAAAGCGAUUUUCUCUUGGGGUAAUUUAUUUUACAUCAAAUUUAAUCAGAGGAUAGAUUACUCUUGAAAAACAAAUGUGAACUCCGGUAUCUCUUGAUUGAAUCAGUAAUUUACUUGCUGAUCUAUAAUUUCACAUUUAGUCAUAUGACAGCUGGGCCGUGUUGUUAUAUUUGUAUGUUUUGUGUAGUGUCCUCCUCUAUGCAGCCUUUGACUUUUCUCUUUGAACUACUAACAAUGGCCGUUUUUCCCAGAUUUGGGAAACACAGCCAAUGUAUUUACAAUGCCUUUGCUAUUGCUAAUCUGCAAUACUAAGGAAUAUACUGUAUAACGUAUUUUCAUAUGAGAAAUGAUUUUUAAUCGAACAAUUUGUUUUUUCUCCCACAGUAACUGUUUUUGCUUUGCAUUGUUCUAUUUCAUUGCACUGUAUUACAAUUAAACAGUUUCCACAUAUACACCUAUCAAGUACAAUAUACUGUAAUAUGUGUGUAUGUCCAGUGCAGUUAAUUGAGUUGUCUUCCUAUUUGUUUUGGUGUGGUUACUUAAGAAUGGUGACCCUUUAUGUGUGUGUGUGUGGGUGUGUGCGUGCACCAGGGAGUCUGAUUAGCUUCGCUGAUUAGCAAGGCACUUCCUUGUCGCCAUUUUUCCUGAAAUACAUCAUGUCCGGUGCCAUUUCUCCUCAUUUGGUGGCUGUUCCACUAUCAGCUCAUGCAUGAGCUAAGUGUGGGCACGAGCUCUCCUUCUGUACCUUAUGUCAAUCAGUAACCUGCCACUUAAUUGGCUAAGUAAAACGGCACCAGAAACAAGCCCCUUGUAACGCCAUGUUGAAGCCUGAAAAAAUUGUUCAAUUUUGGCAAUUUUCACUAGCCUAGCAUUCCCAUUGAAAUGAAUGGGGGUGGGGCUUGUUCACUUUCUCCAGUUCUUAUAAUACCCCCAUGGUGUGCACGUGCACGUGAGUGCGUAUGUAGUAGAGUGGACCUUAUUAUGACCCAGCGAAAUUGUUGAAACAUGUAUUCUCAUAUAUACUGUAUUGAUAAUCUGAAAAAACGUGUGUGAUCAAAUAUAUUAAUGAUUAAUGAAAUGUAUCCCUCUACAUUGAUAAAUGAAAACUGUAUUGAAUAAUGAAAUAUGUAACUCCAUACUGUAAGGAUACAUGUUCUGUAAAAUCAUAUUCUUUGUAACCAUGUACUCUUAUAUUUGAUAGAUCCUUUGAACAAUGUGUUCUUUUGUAUUCCUAUGUACCAGCAAUCUUUUGUACUAUUGUGUAUCAACAAUGUAGUAUAUUUCCCUAUAGUAGUAUAUUUCCCUAUAGAACAAAAUGUGCAUAAGUAUUGAACACUGUGAGUCUGACCCACUGCAAAUGGGGAUGACUUGGAAGACAAGGUUAUUCAUAGGCACUGUUCAGUAUGGCAAAACAUGUAUGACGCACAAGCAUCCUAGGGCAAGAUAUGCUUGCAUUGCAAGAACUGGCCAACUGACCUUUACCUAGUUAGGAGAGAAGAUGUGCAUCUCUCUUCUAUUUUGAGUGACCACAGAUAUGUUACAGUGGUUUCACCAGGUAUAAAUGACAAAGUAACAUGUUGUACGAGUUGAGCAUGUUUCAUGAACCGUGGCUCUGGGAGCAAUAAACACAAUCUUCAGUUUUACAUGGUUCUGAUAUUCUUGACUUUUUGAGAACUCACUUUUUGACACGACAACAAUGUCUUCGUAUAUUUAGCAAAAUAUUGGUCUGUGUAAAACACCUGAUUUACCAGAGGAAAUUAAAGUUUCCCUAUGCCCAAAAUGUUGACCGCAAGUUCCGUAUUUGUUAUUGUAUCAGAUGUUGUGUUCUGUUUGAAAUAUUCCCCAUGACACAUGUCUGGCUGGACAAAAGCCAGGGCAGUAUUGCAGUUUCAACCAUGUGAAAAUAAGUGCAUCUUAUUCCACCCUAUUCACGUUAACUCCUGUAUAUAAGGAGGCCCUGGACAUACGUAAUUCAUCAGAGUGCGAAUCGUUUUGUGCUGUAUCAUUCUCUCUCUUUGCAAAGAUA